This is a messenger RNA of Hordeum vulgare subsp. vulgare (domesticated barley), 4028 nucleotides long. Its product is annotated as receptor-like protein 13. The record is from RefSeq and is a predicted model, not a curated record. Gene Ontology annotation, molecular function: protein binding. Lineage: Eukaryota; Viridiplantae; Streptophyta; Magnoliopsida; Poales; Poaceae. The transcript is spliced from 5 exons. The coding region runs from base 676 to 3693 and encodes 1005 amino acids.
GUGAGAGAAACUACAAUGAAAGAGCGACUUUGUGCUUCUCACACAAAGACAGAAGUUAACAUGCAGAAGUUUAGCAUAUAUGUACAACAAAUGAUGGAGGAUUGGAGAUUCAUGCAUUCAUUUCAAACUAGCAAAGUCGCCGCUAAUUCCUUCUCUUGAUUGUUCUUGACGACCUUUCACCCUUUCCAGAAUCUGGUUGGACAAGGGACUUUGAGAGCACUCUCGAGCCCUCCCCACUUCCCCAGGCUGUACGUCUCCGCCAAAUUGCUGCUUGGAGCUAAUAUGUGGAUUAACACGGACAGAAAGCGUGUUGUGACUGGCCUUAGUCCACAGGCCUCUGGACUCUGGUGUUUCUUCCUUCAAUUCUUUCUCUAUUUCUUUGGAUACCCUCCUUGUAAUUCAACUGUUUCCGUCCUCAAAUCAUGAUGAAAGCAGUCUUCGUAUGCAUUUAGUCAAAAAAUAGGAUGAUUGAUUCCUCAAGUCUUGGUCCAAGUAAACGGCCCAGUCCCAGCCAAGUUGUGCUCCUAGACUUUUAUUCCUUGCAUGUCCUAGUCUAUAGCUGGUGCGAAGAAGCUCGCGAAAUAGUGCAAAGCCCAACUGUAGUUUAUAUGCACGCAGACAGGAGACUAGGGAGAGGGAAAAGCUUACUACUGUCCAUAAUUGCUACUGUCAGAUAUGGGUAGCUGCUUGCCAUGGGGAUCAUUGUCUUUGGUGUUGUUUCUCUUGUUACAGUACAUGCUUCACUUAUCCUCUGGCUGCUUCGUGGAGGAGAGGGCUGCACUACUGGACAUCCGGUCCUCCCUGAUAAGAGCGCACUGCCCGUAUGCGCUUGAUCCAUGGGGGGAGGAUGGUGACGACUACUGCUCAUGGGAUCUUGUGGAAUGCAAUAACAGAACGCAGCGAGUGUCUCAUCUCUACCUUUCCUCUGUAUAUCUGAAGACAUAUGUAGAUGAUUGUUGGUAUUUAAAUUCAUCGGUGUUUUCUGCAUUCCGCGAGCUUCAGCACCUAGAUCUAUCACUCAAUUCUUUCUGUUCAGUAAGCUUAGAAGGAUUAGUUGGACUAUCCAUGCUUCGUUAUUUCGAUAUUAGUGGCAGUUUGCUGCUGGGAGGGGGUUUCCCGGAAUUUAUUGGGCAAGUUGUUUCACUGGAAGUCUUAACUCUCAACGAUAACGAAAUGAACGGAAGUCUUCCAGCAGCAGCUGUUGAAAACCUUAGAAACUUGCGACAAUUGAAUAUGUCUAGGAAUAGCUUCAGCGGAAACCUCCCGGACUCACUAUUUGCACUUCCUCAUCUAAAGAUCCUAGAUCUCUCGGGAAAUGAAUUCGGUGGGGGUAUUCCGGGAAGUUCAUUCUCGGGGCCAAAUUCACUUGAAGUCUUAGAUCUCAGCGGUAAUAAUCUAAAUGGAACUCUCCGGAUUAGAGCUUUCAGAAACAUCACGAGCUUGAAUUUGGGUGAAAAUCGUUUUAGUGGAUCUCUCCAUGCGUCAUUAUUUUCCCUUCCUCGACUGAAGUUUCUAGGUCUCUCAGGGAAUAACUUCGAGGGACGUUUUCCUAGUACUUUGUCUUCAGACCCAGUUCCGCUUCAAGUUCUGCAUCUGGAGUAUAAUAAGUUGAGUGGAGCUCUUCCGACUGAACAAGCUUUUGUAAGUCUACAGAACCUCCGAGAGUUGUAUUUGAGUUCUAACCAAUUCAGCGGAAACUUCCCAACAUUCCUGUUUUUACUUCCACAUAUUGAACAGUUGAAUCUCUCGAGCAAUUUAUUCAAAGGACCAAUUCUGAUGAAUCCGCCUUCGAAUCUUUCUUUGUCACUUAAGAGUCUUCGGUUUUCUGGAAACAAUUUGAGUGGUAGAUUUUCUGUCAUUUGGCUUGGAAAUUUCACAAAACUAGAAGAGAUAGACCUUUCAGGCAAUGUGAACCUAGUUGUCCAUGUCAAUAUUCCUGGAUGGACGCCUAUGUUCCAACUGAAACAGCUACUGCUCUCUGGUUGUGACCUUGACAACAACAUUAUUGCAGAACCACAUUUUUUAAGCUCACAGCGUCAUUUAGAGGUGCUUGAUUUGUCCAACAAUAACUUGUCAGGCAACAUGCCAAAUUGGUUGUUUACAAAGGAAGCAACACUACAGGAUCUAAAUCUUGGAAAUAACUCGCUAACUGGAUCGCUGGACCCAAUAUGGCAUACCCAAUCUUCUCUCAGCAGUAUCAAGAUACACAUGAACCAUCUCACAGGACAGCUGCCGGCCAACCUCAGCUCAAUGUUUCCAUAUUUGGGUGCUCUAGAUGUUUCAAACAACGACUUGUUUGGGUACAUACCAAAGUCAAUGUGCGAGAUCAACUCCAUGGAAUUUUUAGACCUAUCAAACAAUAAUCUUUCUGGAGAGGUUCCAGCUUGCGUUUUUACCAACAUGGAUUUGAUCUUGAAGGUCUCAAACAACAAGCUUGGUGGUCCGAUUUUUGGUGGCAUGAAUAAUCUGUCCAGUAUACAUGAAUUGUACUUGGAUGGUAACAAAUUUAAAGGGACACUGCCUCAUGAUCUGGCCGCAGAGUUUCUAAGGAUCAUUGAUUUGCAUGAUAAUGAGCUGUCUGGCGAACUGGAUACGUCAUUUUGGAAUACGCCUUAUUUGAAAGCCCUGAAUCUUGCUGGCAACCAUAUAACCGGCAAAAUUGAUCAGCACAUUUGUGGCUUCACAGAAAUUCGCCUUGUAGAUCUAUCGCGCAACAACCUUACAGGGUCUGUACCAAACAGUUGCUUCAUGAUGCUGAAUUUUCUUAACCUUACUGGGAACUCCUUAUCUGGCAAGAUCUCUUUCCCCCUUUUCAACACAUCUAGUCUAAUUGCUUUGGAUAUCAGACAUAAUCAGUUCAUGGGCAACCUCAGUUGGGUAGGUUACCUUAAAAACAUUAGGCUACUUUCGUUGGGCGGAAAUAAGUUUGAAGGGCAGAUCACUCCAAACCUGUGCAGACUAGUGUACCUGAGGAUAAUUGAUUUGUCCCAUAACAAGCUUUCAGGUUCUCUGCCAGCAUGUAUUGGAAACAUAUCUUUCAAAGGUGACACAGAUGAUGAAAUAUUUCAGCCAAUCGAUUGGAUAGCAACUUCCACCUAUAACUCUUCCUUUGACUUGAGAGACUUCACCUUUGCUACCAAAGGUAAUCUCUAUACAUACGGUCACAAUUUCUUUGUUUCAAUGUCUGGCAUCGAUCUAUCUGCAAACAUGUUGGAUGGAGAAAUUCCUUGGGAGCUAGGAAAUCUUAGCCAUAUCAAAUCCCUUAAUCUGUCCUACAAUUUAUUUGUUGGCUCGAUCCCGACGACCAUUGGCGGCAUGAAGGAGAUAGAAAGUUUGGACCUCUCCCACAACAAGCUGAGUGGACCAGUACCUUUGCAGUUAGCCCAAUUAUCAUCAUUGGGGGCGUUCUCUGUGGCAUACAACAACUUGUCAGGAUGUAUACCAAACUCUGGUCAGCUCGGCUCAUUCAGCAUGGACAGCUACCUACCCAACACCAACCUUCACAAGAUUAUUGAGGGGAAUACUUGUGCUGCUCCCGGUCCAGAUCUUUCUUCGGUGAAAGAUGACAGAGAGACGCACAGUGCCCCAGUUCUAUAUGUGGUCACAGCUGCCGGCUUUGUGUUGGCAUUUUGGGCCACGAUUGGGUUCUCAUUUUUCCAUCCUUAUGGAAGAUCUGUAAUGCUCAACCUAUAGUUCGUGCUUGAGCUAUGUAGUGCAAGUUCUGGUCAUGUAGUGCAAGUUAUGUAAUGUGUACAGUCAAGUAGUGCUUGGGCAUUACAUUUUUUUUUACAUUGAGCAUUACAUGUUAGAUACGUAUACUUCAAAUGAAAGAUCCUAGGAGCUUCCUUACAUUUAUUUCUGGUUCUGUAAUGUAAACUAGUCCACUUUGUAACAGAUCUGUAAUGCCCAGGCUGUAGUGCUUGAACAAUUACAGAUUGUAAGUUAUGUAAUGCAAAACAGUAUUAGUUAUGUAGUGUGCAUUCCUGAAAUUUCUUACUGGGUAUGUAACAGAACUGUAUUUUGCAUCA